AUGCCCAAGGGACGACCAAGGUCUCAAUACCUCAUUCUCGACAUGGAUGACAUCUGGCUCUUUCCCAAGUGCUACAUCUGCAGUGCCAACUUCGACUACCCCGCAGAAUGCAAAAUUCGUCCUGGAGUAUAUUCCUAUAAGGAUGAUUUCGAGGUCUUCUGGGACUAUGACGCGUGGAGUCACUAUUUUCGUCUGAGCAAGUCACUCACAUAUCCAUCCCAAUCGCUCUUUCUCCAUGACCCACAGAUGGAUCUGUGUCGGAUCUCUGGCAUCUCAUACUACGUCCACGAAGACCACUGGCACGCUACAACACUUUCUGUGCCGUGGGAUGAAAAUAUAGCCAUCGUCGACCCCACUAGCAGAAAGACUAAAGGCAAAUGUUCCCUUGCGGAAGCCCAUAUUCCCAGGGAAGGAAGAACCGUGCCGGGCAAUAAGAUGUCUGGAUAUAUAGUCCAUGCUAGCUGCUGGGAAUUGCUUCUCACACACAAAGUAUGGGAGUCUGCAAACAUGGAUACGAAGGUGGUACUGGGUGCACUUUGGAAUAGGUGUAUUGAUGACUGGGGCGAUCCUGAUGGGCCCGAGUUUGAAUGGACUGUUUUAGACUGUCCCUAUGACCCGGCCUCCAUCCGUGUUAUAAACGAUUUGAUCGACGAAGCGCGUCAAAGAGCAAAGAGAGUUCAAGCUAAGCGUAGGGCCCAGAAGCAGGAAAGGUCCUUAGCCAAUCGUCUUCCGAUUGAGAUAAUACUCUCAAUAGCCGAUUACCUUCCCUCAGAGGAUGUUGUUAUCGUCCAAAAAAUGAUUGGGCAAUAUAUGGGAGACAGGUUCUGGCGGUCUAGAACCCCUCAAGACAACUUUUUCCAUGAAGUCAGAGCUUUGGCUAGUGAGGAACAUGAGAUUACCAAAGUCGACUGGGAAUACCUGUGCAUGGGCCUUGAGGAACUCGAUCCAAACUUCGGAAUAGACCUCCUUGGGCGUCAGUAUAUCUUAGCGAUGUUGGAUGAUGUGAUUCCUUAUAUACCCCAGAGCCAUAAAUAG
Molecule: messenger RNA, 1035 nt
Organism: Aspergillus puulaauensis
Lineage: Eukaryota; Fungi; Ascomycota; Eurotiomycetes; Eurotiales; Aspergillaceae
Exons: 3
Coding region: 1-1035 (344 amino acids)
Source: RefSeq, a predicted model, not a curated record